This is a messenger RNA of Hippoglossus stenolepis (Pacific halibut), 1834 nucleotides long. Its product is annotated as palmitoyltransferase ZDHHC12-B. Gene Ontology annotation, cellular component: endoplasmic reticulum; Golgi apparatus. Gene Ontology annotation, molecular function: protein-cysteine S-palmitoyltransferase activity. Bases 306 to 1109 code for a protein of 267 amino acids. The transcript is spliced from 5 exons. The record is from RefSeq and is a predicted model, not a curated record. Gene Ontology annotation, biological process: peptidyl-L-cysteine S-palmitoylation; protein targeting to membrane. Lineage: Eukaryota; Metazoa; Chordata; Actinopteri; Pleuronectiformes; Pleuronectidae.
UCCCCCCGCCCGGUUUGUCCCUCGCUGUUUGCCGUACCAUAACACGGAAGUGGCGCCUCCAGGAGGGACACAGCAAAAAAGUGAAUGAAAUACGCACUAACUUCUGUAACUAGCUCCACGGGGACGUUAUUAAACCAAUGUGUGUUUCACUAGCACAGUUAAAAUCGAUGUUUCAUUUCCCCAACCCUCUUCACGGCGUUGUUAAGGGACAGCUGACGAUGCUACAGAGUUAGCCUCACCAGCUAACGAUGCUACAGAGUUAGCUCACCAGCUAGCCCGCGGUGCUAGUUGUACAUGUGGGUGAAAUGGUGCAGAGCAUGUUCCGGACCGGGUUCCUGGUCCGGGCCGGUCACACGCUGCUCACCUGGGUCACGACCCUCGUCCUGUUCCUGCACGACACCGAUCUGCGGAGGUGUGAGGAGCGAGGAGAGCUGCUGCUGCCGCUUCUCUUCUUCUUCCUGGUUGUGAUGUCGGUGCUCUUAUACUUCGCUGUUUCUCUAAUGGACCCUGGCUUCGUUCUCACUGACGCCGUCAAGGGGGUGGAGGGUUCAAAUGAGGAAAUGGAAUCAAUGAUUCCUCAGACUUCGCCCCCCCGGCUGCGGCGCUGUGGAUACUGUCUGCUGCAGCAACCAAUGAGAGCGAAGCACUGUCAGACGUGUCAGCACUGUGUCCGUCGCUUCGACCACCACUGUCCCUGGAUCGAGAACUGUGUGGGCGAGCGGAACCACCGCUGGUUCAUCGUGUACCUGCUGGUGCAGCUGCUCGCUCUGCUGUGGGCUCUUCACAUCGCGCUGUCGGGGAUUUCACCCGGCGUCACGUGGGAGCUGUGGUUCCGGGUGAACGGGUUCCUGCUGGCGGCGCUGCUCGUGGUGGGGAUCUUCUCCGUGGUGACCGCGCUGCUGCUGGGCUGCCACCUCUACCUGGCCUCCAUCAACUGCACCACCUGGGAGUUCAUGUCGCGUCACCGGAUCUCGUACCUGAAGAACUGCGAGUACGAGGAGAACCCGUUCGACCGCGGCUUCUUCUGCAACCUGCUGGACUUCUUCUGCAUCUGCAGGACGGUGAUGUGGGAGCAGGUCUACAAGAGGAACACUCUGAAUCCAGCCUGACUCUUGUUUUUACAGUUUCACUACCAGAUGGAGCCAAAUAUUUUACAAUUUUUUUUUUACGGUAUUUGUACGAUUUGUAUUUAUUGACAACGAGAGUACAUUAAAACACUGAUGAUACACAUGUAAUAGAUUACACCUGCACACACUGACAGUCCAGGUCAGGAUGCGUUUACACAUUAACACAGAACUGACACACAAGUAACAUGUAACAUUCAGCAGCAUUAACAUAAAGUGCUACAGCAGCUAAACCGGUGCCUGUUGGUUGUCGUCGGACGGUUCAGCGUCCUGCUCAUGGACACUUCAGCAGGACACGUGGACACGAGGGGACAUUCUGGACUGAAGAGCAACUUGCAGCUUGAAUACAUUUUCAGAAUUGCCCCAACAGCUCAGACGGUGAAAACCCACCGGACGACAACAAAUAAGAAACUUUAGUCACUUUAUUUUACGUGUCCUGUAUUUUUCAAACUAUCGCUCAUAUAUAUAUAUGUGUAAAAUUAAUGGUAUAUUUCCAAUAAAGAUCUACGUAAUUUGGUUCUGAUCAUGAAAAUGGAGCAGCGAGCAUUAGAUGCUGCACUCAUCCAGAACCCGAUUGUUUUAUUUGAGUUGUAAAUGAAAAACAAAUCGAGAUUCUUCUGUAAUUAAAUGAAAAAUGGUUCAUAAACCAACUUCUGUAUCGACGAAAGUUUCAUAGAAAGACAAAUAAACUCUCUUCAAUCCUGUUUAAA